AUGCCGGAGACCGCCUACUAUGAAGGCCUCUUGCUUUCGGCUGGCAUACUUAUCAUCGUUUGGAAGGCAUGGAGGAGGACUUGGGAGGGGCAUAUCAGGCCGUCUGGCGAGGAGAAUCCGGCUGUCAUUCUUUCUGGGCCAGAUCAUCAAGGAAGGGCUAGAGAUACUGAGGUUGUGGAGGCGGAGGUUAGAGAGAUCAAGGUGGGAAAUACUGCCUUUGAAGAAACACGAGUCAGAGAGAUGGAGGCUGGAGAUGCCGAGAAGCGCAAUUCAUACGAAAGAGAAGCCGCGGAAGGUUACUGA
Mytilinidion resinicola is the source of this 303-nucleotide messenger RNA. RefSeq lists its product as uncharacterized. The transcript has 2 exons. The record is from RefSeq and is a predicted model, not a curated record. The coding region runs from base 1 to 303 and encodes 100 amino acids. Lineage: Eukaryota; Fungi; Ascomycota; Dothideomycetes; Mytilinidiales; Mytilinidiaceae.